Mercenaria mercenaria is the source of this 1498-nucleotide messenger RNA. RefSeq lists its product as uncharacterized. The transcript has 4 exons. Gene Ontology annotation, molecular function: GTP binding; GTPase activity. Gene Ontology annotation, biological process: vesicle-mediated transport; intracellular protein transport. Lineage: Eukaryota; Metazoa; Mollusca; Bivalvia; Venerida; Veneridae. Gene Ontology annotation, cellular component: plasma membrane; cytoplasm. The record is from RefSeq and is a predicted model, not a curated record. Bases 97 to 669 code for a protein of 190 amino acids.
CAUAGAGUAGACAAAUAAAUAGAACAGCACACACACAAGCAUAUGCUACGCAGAUUUUUGUUUUUUAACGAUCACAUAUUUAACUGACAUCGAAAAAUGGGGUUGUUUCUAUCAAGACUAAGUAAAUUGUUUGAGGACUGGGGCACUUCGCAGGCAAGAAUCUUGAUGCUUGGAUUGGAUGCAGCAGGUAAAACAACAGUACUCUACAAACUCAAACUGAACGAAACGGUAUCAACUAUCCCUACAAUAGGAUUCAAUGUAGAAACUGUAACACCUGUGAAGGGCCUCACAUUCACUGUAUGGGAUGUUGGCGGCCAGGACAAAAUCAGACAACUAUGGAAGCACUAUUUUCAAAACACUGAUGGGUUGGUGUAUGUCGUAGACAGUGCUGACCGGUCGAGAAUGUCUGAGGCCCGGGAAGAAUUAUUCGGUAUUCUAGAAAGCGAUGAGAUGAAAGGUGUACCCGUAUGUCUUAUAGCCAACAAACAAGAUCUACCUAAUGCUUUGAAUCCAUCGAAAAUUAUUGAUCAACUAAACCUGCAUAAGCUCACUGGGCGGAAGUGGUAUGUCCAAGCUGCGUGCGCAACUACCGGGGAAGGUAUUUACGAGGGAAUGCACCAGCUAGCUUCAAUGGUGAAAGAAUUUAAGAAAGAGAACAGAGCUUAUUGACAGUGAAAGCUAAGGCAAUAUUGAUCCGAAACAACAGGCCAGCAAACGUUUCAAGGAAGAUGUUUUUCGGCUUGUUACGGGAAUAUACCGUCGGUGCUCACAUGAAAAGUAAAAUAUGAAUGGAAAAUCAAACAAUGAAAUAAGAGAGUAUAGGACUAAAAGAACUAAGGAAGAUGCAAUUUUCAUGAGCUGUGUAUGCUAAAAUAUGUCUUUACAAUAGGACAUGUACCGUUUAGUGACUAACAAACAUGUGUUAGAUUGUACUUAACAACCUCAAAAGUGAAAAUAGGCAUAUCAGAUGGUUUUGCAUUGUAUUCAUACAUUAUACAUAUAUACUUAUCUCAAAAUCAUUAUCAUAGCUCUUUGAAUGUGUUCAUAAUUCAUUCUUUUGUCCGGACUUGUAAAUAUGUAAAUAUUAACUAUUUUCUUAUUUAUUUUAUAUAUUGUUAUUUCUGAUGAUCUGUGAUAAAGUUUUACAUUGUUGUUCCUAUGAAAUAAAAAUUCUGUUUCAAAAUUAUGCUUUACUCUUCAAGUCACAGUUUGACAUUACCGUGAAAGAUAUAGACAGAAAGGGAGAAAGAAAGAAGGAAAAAGGAGGCAGUUAGAGUUUGAUUAAGCGCCAUAAAGUUAAGGAAGAAAUAGCACAGACACAACUUUGUGAAACGUCUUUAAACAAAUUUAUUUGAAUAUGUUAAACUUAAUUCGACAGGCAGCGUUUUUUAAAAGAUAUUCGAGCACUCAUUAAUAAUAUCGUUUUGUCCCAAGAAAAAUAACGAUUCAGUAUUAAGAAACAAAUUAAAUUGGCGUGGUCUAUGUACUAUCAUGCUGA